AUGUUCAGCGACCAGCCAUAUGCGUACCCUAGGGGCAAUAGCGCUGAGUCGGCGCAGGAGAACAUCAGCAGCAUCAACUAUGUGGCCGGAUCUCGCCAAACUGGCGGGCCCAUGCCCGAUCUUGGGACCGCGUACUUCACAGACGUCCAGUCGUCUGUGCCGACGGUGUAUGCAGAGAUUCAGGAGAUUCAGCAGCCACUCUUGGGCAGGAAGUACGCGAGCAAGGACCGCCGCCCGCUUGAUCCGCCACCCGUCGUGAGGCUCCGGGUCUUCGAAGCCGUCGUUCCCUCGCCAGGGUCACCCUACCCAGUGCGCGAGAUCACGAGCACUAUCGAUACGUCGGACUACACGUGUAUCGCUCGCAUGUAUUCGGCCAGAAGCCCUUGCAUUGUGCCUGCGCCUCCCCCGCCUUCGGGAGGCUACCUCUGUCAACAACAAGCGCCAUUCCCAAAUCACGACUUAGACACCGACGUUUGGCCCGGCCCCUCGGGCUACGCAAAUGGACCUAUGACGCCUCCGCGGCUGUUCCAUCCCACGCCGCAGGAGGACCGCGACCUCACGGAUAAGCUGGUUGGCGGGAAGGUCGUGACCGCAAGGACUAUUGAGCUCGACGGCGUACAGAUGUCUGUCUUUCCGUUCACGGACCUUUCCGUCCAAUUGGAGGGCGAGUUCUAUCUGCAGUACAGUGUCUUCGACCUGGCGGGGAUGUGUCUCAUUCCAGGAUCCAUGGGUGGAACCUCUCCAUGCCGAGCGUCGUGCACCGGCGGCACCUUCACUAUGUAUCCAACAAAGGAGGCGCCUACUCUGCCACCGUCUACGAAAAUCACGAAGGCCCUAUACGAUGCGGGCAUCCGCGUCACGUACCGGAAGCAACCUCGCACGCGCCGCGGCGGAAACUCGUCUUCUCCAUCAGACACCUCUUCUCAAGGGUAG
Molecule: messenger RNA, 933 nt
Organism: Schizophyllum commune H4-8
Lineage: Eukaryota; Fungi; Basidiomycota; Agaricomycetes; Agaricales; Schizophyllaceae
Exons: 5
Coding region: 1-933 (310 amino acids)
Source: RefSeq, a predicted model, not a curated record